Molecule: messenger RNA, 2593 nt
Organism: Falco peregrinus (peregrine falcon)
Lineage: Eukaryota; Metazoa; Chordata; Aves; Falconiformes; Falconidae
Gene: STK24
Product: serine/threonine kinase 24
Exons: 11
Coding region: 362-1657 (431 amino acids)
Biological process (GO): protein phosphorylation
Molecular function (GO): ATP binding; protein kinase activity
Source: RefSeq, a predicted model, not a curated record
CGCGGCCGCCCCUCCUCCUCCCCCCUCAGGUUUGUCAUCUUGUCGCCGGCUGGGCCCCGCGUCGCCAGCGGCCGCUCUGCGCGCGCGGCCGGGGGAGGAGGAGAAGAAGGAGGAGGAGGAGAGAUGAGGCGGCCACCGUUGCAUCCGUGACGGGGGCCUGGAGCCCGAGCUUGGGACGGCCCCUUUCCCACCGCCGGCGCACAGGCGCUGCUCGCCCGGGGGAAGGGCGCGGAGGAGGAGGAGGAGGAGGAGGACUGCGUGUCUCCGUGAGGGAGAGCGUGGAGAUGAGCUAAGCCUUGUCCCCUGGGGCCGCCUGAGGAGACCCGGCUCCCUCUCCCCCGCCGUCCCUGCCGCCGCCGCCAUGGCGCACUCCCCGGUGCAGACGGGCCUGCCGGGGAUGCAGACCCUGAAGGCAGAUCCAGAAGAACUGUUUACCAAACUGGAGAAAAUUGGUAAGGGCUCUUUUGGUGAAGUUUUUAAAGGAAUUGACAAUCGGACUCAAAAAGUGGUGGCUAUAAAAAUUAUUGACCUAGAAGAAGCAGAAGAUGAAAUAGAAGACAUCCAACAAGAAAUCACAGUGCUGAGUCAGUGUGACAGUCCAUAUGUAACUAAGUAUUAUGGAUCCUAUUUAAAGGAUACAAAAUUAUGGAUAAUAAUGGAAUAUCUGGGUGGAGGCUCAGCCCUUGAUCUCUUAGAACCUGGCUCACUCGAUGAAACCCAGAUUGCUACAAUAUUGAGGGAGAUACUCAAAGGACUUGAUUAUUUGCAUUCAGAAAAGAAAAUCCACAGAGAUAUUAAAGCUGCUAAUGUUUUGCUAUCUGAACAAGGAGAAGUAAAACUAGCAGAUUUUGGAGUAGCAGGACAACUAACAGAUACACAAAUAAAGAGGAAUACCUUUGUGGGAACACCAUUUUGGAUGGCACCUGAAGUAAUAAAGCAAUCGGCGUAUGAUUCAAAGGCAGAUAUCUGGUCAUUAGGCAUAACAGCCAUAGAACUUGCAAAAGGAGAGCCACCUCAUUCAGAAUUGCAUCCAAUGAAGGUUUUGUUCCUUAUUCCUAAGAACAAUCCACCUACACUGGAAGGAAACUUCAGUAAAUCCCUCAAAGAAUUUGUUGAAGCCUGCUUAAACAAGGACCCAAGCUUUAGACCUACUGCAAAAGAGCUCUUAAAACACAAAUUUAUUUUACGAAACUCAAAGAAAACUUCCUACCUGACUGACCUUAUUGAUAGGCACAAGAGAUGGAAGUCUGAACAAAGUCAUGAUGACUCCAGUUCUGAUGACUCAGAUACUGAACCAGAUGGCCAGGCUUCAGGUGGGAGCGAUUCAGGAGAGUGGAUCUUUACAAUAAGAGAAAAAGACCCCAAGAGUCUAGAGAAUGGAGCAGCCCAGCCUUUGGAGCUGCAAAGAAAUAAGGAAAAAGAUAUGCCAGCGAGGCCUCUAUCCCAAUGCCUGUCUACAAUUAUAUCCCCUUUAUUUGCAGAGUUGAAAGAGAAGAGUGAAGUGUGUGGUGGUAACACAGAUUCCAUAGAAGAACUGCGAAAAGCUAUUUAUUUAGCUGAGGAGGCUUGUCCGGGCAUUGCAGAUAACAUGGUGUCACACCUUGUGCAGAGGCUUCAGAGAUACUCACUAGCUGGAGGAAGUACUUCAUCCUACUGACGUUCUUCUCCUGACUUUUCUAAGACAACAGAGAUCCCGCGGUGUCUGCAUUGAAGGCGUGCACCCUCACGUUGUUCUGUCCCUCAGUCACUGGAAUGUCCUUUGGUGGAAGGACGUGCCUAAGUGCGCAAGAGUGAAAAUGAAGUCUCUCAGAUGGAGGCAGUCUUUUUCAGCUCCUUAAAGCUAUAACUUUUUUUUAAUGAUAAUGCACAUAUUCCAGGGAGGUGUCUUUUUUAAAAUCUGAAAUGUAUAUUUAGGUUUGUGGUAGAGAAAUCGAAGAUAUUGAGAAACCUCAGGUAUUGCUUUAAGAAUUCCACUGGGAGAUGGAGUAUGUCUGUUGGAAUUGUGUACAGUUAUGUAUAUAAUGUCUUUUUUUAACUGAAAGCCUUUCAACGUGCAUAAGGAAUCACUGUGUACAAAAUGGUAAAGUGCUUUUGUAGAUAACAUUAGUGGGGUAAAUAUUUGACAGGCCAUAACUGAGUAUUGCCUUGCCUUUAGUACCUGUAAACUUUGAAUUAUGUGGUAAGUGACUCUGGGUUUGAGUUUUGUAUGUGAAGGAUUUGCCAUUGAAAGAGUUAAUCCUGUACUAUGGAACCUUCUAUUCGUACCUCAGCAAAGACAUAAUUUUAUUCUGUUUCUCUGGUAUUUCUUCCUUUUUAUCUGUAUUCUGAGCGUGACUAAUUAUGGUACUACUUCUGGUUGUUUUAAAUUUAACACACGUUGUCUCUCAAAGCUUUAAAUUUAAAUUAUUGUUUUUCCUAAAGGAUGAGCUCUUUCAUAUUUUCAGUUUUAAAUUGUGCCAAUGCAAAUUCUGAACCCUAUGUAUUGUUCAGUUUUAGUAAUAGAUAUUUGUGAAGCUUGUAGUGAAAUUCAGAUACAAACUUUUCCACCCGAAUGUGUUUGAAUGCUCACACAAAUAAAUCUUUAUUACCUUCA